CGCUGUUUCGAGCGUGGUUUGCUCUCAGUCAUCCCAAGCAAUCAUUCUCUAGUUCUAAUCUCACGACUGUUGAUUCCAUCAUUCAUCUUCAUCUCCAUCGACGUUGUCGUUUUGCCGCCGAUUUACUAUUAAAGCUGGUACCUCCAGUCGCUAUUUCUCUUGACCUGAUAGUGGAAAGACUGACUGCUACACCCGGCAUUAAAAAAUGUUACAAUGGAUGGGUGGAUCAAGGCGGAAAGUGACAACAUCACGAAAGUCAACUCAGAAAAGAUGUCUAUCUUGCUUUGUAGACAGAAGCAAUAUUUUGAGCAAAAGAGACGGCAGCAGCAGAGAGCUGGUUUAGAGAGCUACAUUGAUGGAAAACCCGCAUGCACUCAGCAUUGUGACUAUAGUAGAUCGCUUGACAUUCUUAGUCUUCAAAAUUUAUCAACUGUAGCUCAGGAACACAACACCAGUACUACAACUGCAAAUGAUAAUUUGGAGAAUGCUGAUUUCUCUCUGAACGAUCAAGAUGCACUCUCUUCUCAAGCUAUUUUCACCAAUGAUGGCGUUUCUGUGGACCAAGCUGAGAAAAAUAAAUGGGCUCCAUCAAAUGGCACAGAGGCUGAAUAUCCAAAAAAGGACUCAGUUCAUUUACAGAAUGGUAAUGGAAAUUUAGCUGGAAACUUCAGUGACCUGGAUUCUUUCAAGUUGCCAAUGUCACACCAGAUACGUGUCAUCGAUUUACUUGGUGAUGACUCAACCAGUAAUGCUGAGGAAAAUUCAUUACGGCAGGAAGGCCAUGUUGCAUUCUCAAUCGAAGGUCUUGGACAAGUGGACACAGAAACUCCAGUUCACUCCCCAAAGAUAACUGGAAGAUCCUUUCUGGACUGUUACUCUCCACCAAAAAAGGCAGUGAGAGUACCUAUCAAAUCCAAACACUUGGAAUAUGGCUUUCAUGACCUAGGGUCUAGAUUGGAUGUUUUGACGCAGGAUAUUGAUUUUUCGCCAUGUAGCAGUACAAUAGAUCAGUCUUUCUGCACCAGGGAUAUGAUAAAUGCAGCUGGUGAUCCAAAGCAGAACUUCUUAAAUUUCAGAACACCCUCUUCAUACAAUUGGAACUGCUCCAAUAUGCAAGGGAUUUUAGAAAAUGACGAACUCGUCUAUAACAAACGAGACAGCAGCAGAAGAAUCUGGGAAGGCCGCUUCUUGGAUGAUGGCUUUGAUGAUCUGGAAGAGCAAGAAUCAUUCUGCACAAACUUUGAUGGAAGAGAUGUUGGUUUUGAUGAUUAUUAUCUUCCCAAAAGCCCCUGGAAGCAGGACUUAGAUUUUGAAGGCUGGGAUGUAAAUAAGAAAAGGUACAGCUUAAGAAGUCCUCAAACAUACAGUGCGAAAGCUUCUGUUAGUAACAACAUAACAUGUCCUCAAAGCCUCUGGAAGCAGGACUUAGAUUUUGAAGCCGGGGACAUAAAUAAGAAAAGGUCCAGCAUAAAAAGGCCUGAAACAUACAAUGUGAAAGAGUCACCUGGUCCCUAUCCGGAGCAUCUUACUAUGAAGGAUCUUCAUGGUAUCGGAAUCUCAGAUAAGAGGUGGCAUUCUGAUAUUGAAAUCGGUAAUGAUGUUAAAUAUAACAACUCUGUAACAGAAGACUCGAGAUCGAGGAGUUUGGCAAGCGAAGAAUCAUGCUCUUGCACUGCAGGAAGAGGUGCUUCGAUCAAUAAAUCAUAAUAACUGGGGAUUGACAAAAACCCGAAGUAACAGAUUACUAAACUGGAUGUCAGCCAUCUCCAAACCCGGUAUGUUACAGAAGGGAAGCAUCCAUCCUUAUACAAUAUCUUUGUAUAUCUUUACCAAUACCAACUAUCUUGCAAGACUUCCUAGAAUGCACCUUUCUGAAACACUCCACUAGUUAUUUAGUUGGUUAUCUGAAGCCAUUAUCCCAACAUAAGAAAAUCAUAUGGAUAAGAUUUAGCAAAAUGCAAUAGUUUCACUUUAUCAAAUGCAGUUAAAAAAUGUCAUAUGAAGAAAGACAGUUCCAUGGAAAGUACUUUGCUUCUAUGAUUCAA
This is a messenger RNA of Salvia splendens (bonfire salvia), 2045 nucleotides long. RefSeq lists its product as uncharacterized. The record is from RefSeq and is a predicted model, not a curated record. The transcript is spliced from 19 exons. The coding region runs from base 214 to 1707 and encodes 497 amino acids. Lineage: Eukaryota; Viridiplantae; Streptophyta; Magnoliopsida; Lamiales; Lamiaceae.